AUGUUCUAUAGACUCUCCAUGAAUACGGCCUAUAUAAUGAACAACUCAAUAGCAUGUCAUAUAAAGAAUUUCGUGCAUAUAUUUGAAGAAAUGUAUACCGUAUGGGACAAAAAAACUCUUACGAAAGGAAAAAAAUCCCCCAACAUCCACAAAUGGCUGGCGAUCGUGCUGGACGCCCACCACGGUCAGCUGGGCCUCGAGCAGCGCGUGAAGGCCUCUUCUGCCGUGCGUGACCAUUUGGCGCGCGCCUGCGAGCUGGACCCGAGAGACUUUGCCGCGCACUACAUGCUGGGCAAAUGGCACUUCCAGAUGGGCAGACUCACAUGGGUGCAGCGGACCAUCGCCAAGUACUUUAUCGCCGCUGAGCCGCCGAGGACCACGCACAAACAGGCUUACAAAUAUUUAUCGAAGGCCGAAGAUCUGCAACCUCGAACCUUCUUGCCAAACUUGUACCUCCUGGGAAAAACCUGCAUCGAGAUGGGACAAUACUACAAAGCGAAAUACUACCUUCACCUGGCGAUGAACCUACCUCCUAAAGACGAUUGUGACAACUGUUGCGUUUGGAUGGCCCGACAGCUCGUCAUGAAAUUGGAUAGAUACGAUUUGGGGAAAAAUGUUUUGUAUUACGACCCUUUGGGUUUUAUAGAUUGACGAUCAUGAAUGAAUUAAAGCAAAUGAAUUUUAUAGAAACGCUAGAGUGAU
This is a messenger RNA of Phaedon cochleariae (mustard beetle), 702 nucleotides long. NCBI's taxonomy places the organism in Eukaryota, Metazoa, Arthropoda, Insecta, Coleoptera, Chrysomelidae. The record is from the annotation of a GenBank genome assembly.